Messenger RNA from Vigna angularis (adzuki bean), 2084 nucleotides. RefSeq names its product calcium-dependent lipid-binding protein. Gene Ontology annotation, cellular component: endoplasmic reticulum. Gene Ontology annotation, molecular function: lipid binding. The transcript is spliced from 12 exons. Lineage: Eukaryota; Viridiplantae; Streptophyta; Magnoliopsida; Fabales; Fabaceae. The coding region runs from base 259 to 1833 and encodes 524 amino acids. The record is from RefSeq and is a predicted model, not a curated record.
AUAAUCUUGUGGAGGGAGAGAAGAUGAACCCACAACACUGAAAGUAACGUUAGAAACGAGAAGGUUUGCAUAAUUUACAGUUUUGAAAACUCACUCACACGACACUGGAAGGAAUCCCUGUCCAUACAUCCCACCAUUACCACAAAAAUUAACACUUUGGGAUUUUCUUUUGCUUCCAACUUUUGGUCUCUCUGCAAAAUCUCAUUCCAAUUGGCGUUCAUCUUCUAAAGGGAAAGGUGGUGUUUGGCAUCUCGGAAGAUGGGUUUGUUUUCUGGAAUUUUCAUGGGGUUGGUGUUCGGCAUCGCAUUGAUGGCUGGAUGGGCACGCAUGAUGAGGUACCGAAGCGCCAAAAGAAUUGCAAAGGCAGCUGACAUUAAACUCCUUUCAUCCCUUAGCAGAGAUGAUUUGAAGAAAAUUUGUGGUGAAAGUUUGCCUGAAUGGAUAUCAUUUCCUGUAUAUGAACAGGUGAAAUGGCUAAACAAGAAACUGACCAAACUUUGGCCAUUUGUGGCAGAAGCUGCAACUUUGGUGAUCAGAGAAUCUGUUGAACCACUGCUAGAAGAGUACAGACCACCUGGAAUUACUUCAUUGAAGUUCAGCAAACUCUCACUUGGAAAUGUGGCCCCAAAAAUAGAAGGGAUUCGUGUUCAGAGUCUUACCAAAGGUCAAAUCAUAAUGGAUAUUGAUUUCCGUUGGGGUGGUGAUCCUAGUAUUAUUUUGGCUGUUGAGGCUGCACUUGUUGCAUCAAUCCCUAUUCAGUUGAAGGAUCUACAGGUUUUCACCAUUAUCCGUGUUAUAUUCCAACUUUCUGAAGAGAUCCCUUGCAUUUCUGCUGUUGUUGUAGCUCUACUUGCUGAGCCAAAGCCAAGGAUUGACUAUACUCUGAAAGCAGUUGGUGGAAGUUUAACAGCUAUUCCUGGAAUAUCAGAUAUGAUUGAUGAUACUGUGAAUUCAAUUGUUACUGACAUGCUUCAAUGGCCCCAUAGGAUUGUGGUUCCACUUGGUGGUAUUCCUUGUGAUCUAAGUGAGCUGGAGCUUAAACCCCAAGGAAAACUUUCAGUGACUGUAGUGAAAGCGACUGCUUUGAAGAAUAUGGAAAUGAUUGGAAAGUCAGAUCCGUAUGUAGUUGUGCAUAUUCGACCAUUGUUCAAGUAUAAAACCAAAGUUGUUGAUAACAACUUGAAUCCUACUUGGAAUGAGAGAUUUGAGUUGAUUGCAGAAGACAAGGAGACCCAAUCACUCAUUCUAGAGGUUUUUGAUAAAGACAUUGGGCAAGAUAAGCGAUUGGGAAUAGUUCAGGUACGCCUUAAUGAUCUAGACUCACAAACUGAAAAGGAGAUGGAAUUGAGGCUGCUGUCAUCACUUGAUACACUGAAGGUGAAAGAUAAGAAGGAUCGAGGAACCUUGACAAUAAAGGUCUUAUACUAUCAGUUUAACAAGGAAGAACAACUGGCUGCACUAGAAGAAGAGAAAAAGAUACUAGAAGAAAGGAAGAAAAUGAAAGAAGCAGGAAUGAUAGGAAGCACAAUGGAUGCACUAGGAUCUGGUGUUGGACUGGUUGGUACUGGUGUUGGACUGGUUGGUACUGGUGUUGUGGCCGGUGCCGGUCUUAUGGGAAGUGGCGUUGUGGCUGGUGCCGGGCUAGUUGGCAGUGGCAUCGGUGCUGGAGCAGGGCUAGUUGGCAGUGGUUUUGGAGCCGUUAGCAGUGGAUUGAGCAAGGCAGGGAAGUUCAUGGGAAGGACAAUCACAGGCCAUAGUGGCUCUAAAAAGAGUGGCUCUUCAACUCCAGUCAAUAAUGCACAGGAGAAUGGUGGUGGUGCAAAGCCUCUUUGAUUCUUUUCUUUGUGUAUUGUAAGACUAAUGGAUGAAUCUUUGCAGCUUCAGGCUUUGAUAAUAGAUAGAUUACAUGUGUAUUUGUUGCUUUAUUUUCUUACCAUAAUGUUUUCUCCAUGGCUGUUAUAAUGUUUCCUCCAUGGUUGUAUCAUCUUUGUCUGUGAUUAUGUUUACCUGAAUUUGUAUUUAAACUCAACAAAUUGUAAGCAUUCCUUAUUCAGUUCACCUACUUGAUGUAACAAAUUGUUUGA